Messenger RNA from Phragmites australis (common reed), 1194 nucleotides. RefSeq names its product proline-rich receptor-like protein kinase PERK8. The coding region runs from base 95 to 994 and encodes 299 amino acids. The record is from RefSeq and is a predicted model, not a curated record. NCBI's taxonomy places the organism in Eukaryota, Viridiplantae, Streptophyta, Magnoliopsida, Poales, Poaceae. The transcript has 2 exons.
AUUGGCCAUUGACACCAACACCAAUCCACCAUUAGCAGAAGCAAUCCAAAAACACAUUGCACAUUAAGCUCAGGGAUACCAAGAAGCCGCAUCCAUGGACAUCUUGGGCGCCAACCGCACCUUUGAUGAGUACGACCCAGCCGUCGAGUGGAGCCGCGCCGCCGAGGCCGACGUCCUCAAGAUCUCACUCCCAGGGUUCAAGAGGGAGGAGAUACGGGUGCUGGUGGACAACAAAGGCCGCCUGCGGACGCGCGGGGAGCGGCCGGUGGCCGGCACCAGGUGGAUCCGCUUCCAGAAGGACGACCAGCUCCCCGCCAACUGCAACGCCGACGGCAUCCGCGCCAAGUUCCAGAACGAAACGCUCACCAUCACGCUCCCCAAGAAGACCCCCUCACCGCAGGCCGCCCCAGUGCCGGAGCCCACGAGGCCAGCUGCCACGACACCGCAGAAGCCACCGCCGGCGGUUCCUGAGCUGGUAAGGCCUGCGCUACCCCUGCCGCUGUUGACUCCUGCCCCUUCCCACCAUCAGCCCGCCGAGCGCAGGCCGUCGCUGCCUAUGAAGCCGCCGGGUCCCGCGCGGCUGCCCUCUGUGCCGAAACCGACGCCGGAGGUGGUACCCCAGAAGAAGUACAACGUCGGUGCUGCUGCAACCGCGAAGCCCGAGCCACCACCGGCCGCCGUCCCGAAGCCGAAGGAGCAGGAGCCGGUGCAAGAGGCCAAGAAGCCGUCGUUGGAGGAGGAGGAGAAGCGCACGGGGAAGGAGAAGGCCAAGGAAGAGGAGGAGGCAGUGAUGGAAGGGAUGCAGAUGGCGCGCCGGUCUAGGCCGAUCUCGGCGAGCCGCGGGCUGCUGGUGAACGUGGCGGUCGCGGUGGUGGUGCUCGCUGGGAUCACCGUCUACGUGUGGCACGCCCUGCGGAACGUCACCGGCGGCCCCGGCGCCGGCGAUCAUGGCCACGGGGAGCUGGGAACCGGGAGCUACGGCGAUGAGAUGUGAGCAACUUAAAGCUGCACGCUGGGUGUCUGAGGACUCGAGGUGUGGCGUGUCAGCGUGUACAUACAUAUAUACAUGGGAGGGGUACCUAUAUACGUCCUGUUUGUUAAUCAUCUGGUGUCACAGCUUAACCAGCUUAAAGACGGGGCAUUUGCUUGGUUGAUCAAUUUGUCAAAAUAAGAUGAUAAGCAAAUACUUUAUUA